This is a messenger RNA of Torulaspora delbrueckii, 4095 nucleotides long. RefSeq names its product ATP-dependent DNA helicase SGS1 (gene SGS1). The record is from RefSeq and is a predicted model, not a curated record. The transcript has a single exon. Lineage: Eukaryota; Fungi; Ascomycota; Saccharomycetes; Saccharomycetales; Saccharomycetaceae. Gene Ontology annotation, cellular component: cytoplasm; nucleus; RecQ family helicase-topoisomerase III complex. The coding region runs from base 1 to 4095 and encodes 1364 amino acids. Gene Ontology annotation, biological process: DNA replication; double-strand break repair via homologous recombination. Gene Ontology annotation, molecular function: nucleic acid binding; 3'-5' DNA helicase activity; four-way junction helicase activity.
AUGAAUAUGGUAGCAAAACCCUCCAACAAUCUCAGACGAGAGCACAAAUGGCUGCGAGAAACUACAUCCUUUCAAGAUGAUAAAGACCUUGUGCUUCAAGUGAUAAACAAACAUGUACUUAAUAAGAGGACGCGAACGAUUCCGCCCAUUGGGCAUGAAGAUAACAACAAUUUAACAGACAAAGGAGAUGACUCUGUACCUGUGAGUGGUGCCACACCUUUUUUUGAAGAAGCUUUCAGUUGGAAUAGGUCAAGUGAUAAUUCUAAGGUUUCAUCAAGUUGGCAGGACAAGGAAAACCUCGCCAACGAUAGAACAACGAUACAUCAGAAAUUACCGCGAAGUAAAAUACUUCGACCUGAGCCACCUUUGGUAUCAAAAUCUCUAAACCAUCCCAUUGAUCGUCCUGCGCAGGUUAAACAGAGCUUUUCUUUGGUUGAUUUACAGAGAUCUUUAAUAGAUCUACUAAAGCUCAAAGCUCAAUUACUGACCCAAAAAUGUCAAAUAAUCGAGUCUACUUCUCUAUCGGAAGAUAGUAAAAAGUUCCAGCUCUCCAAAGAAGUUAAUCCGCAUCUGGUCAAAUUGGAAUCACAGAUAGGUUCGCUGGAGAAAGAUAUGGCUAUGACCACUAAGGAAAAUCAGGAAAAAAGAUUUGAUAUCUUUAACAGUAGUGAUGUCAAUAGCUCGAUGGAGGGUAUACCGAUGCACAAUAAUAAGACGACAGCUGCUGGCAGUACGUUUAAUCACAGCUUGAUGGAUAUGCUGCCGAGCCCGGCAGAUGUAGAUCGACCAGAUCAAAGUUUACGACCUAGCCACGGUUCUGCUCUCAUAAAUGAGGACCUCAUACAGGUGUUGGAUGAUGACGAUCGUUCAAUAGAAGAUGAUGAGCCUACGAUAAUUUCUCAAAAAUCACUGCAAAGAGCUCCCACAAUGACACCUCAAAGUCAACAAGCAAUUGAAGAUCAGAUUAAUAAUCAAGAUGAAAAUAUACACCAACAAAACUUGUCGAGGAAUUUAAGAGUAAGAAACUCUAUUAACUAUAAGAUACCCGAAAAGGAUGAUCCCUUUGACUACGUUAUGGGCGCGAAUGAGGAUAAGAACAGUAUGGAUCGCAGUGAUGUCACGGUGGAGGCUGAAGAAGAUAACCUUUCUGAUUACAUGUCAACAAGGGACGAGGAAAAGGAUGAACUUAUUCAUCAAAGUGAUUUAGAGUUUGUGGUCGAGGAUGGAAUUGAUAAGACAGGUGAUACUGCAUACUCUGACAACGUAGAGGAAUCUGAUGCAGAUAUGAGUAUGAACUUUGCUCUCCCCAAUCAAGAUUCGAUUGAAGUGAUACUUUCAUCGCCAGUCAAAUCCAACCCGUUUGAAGCAGAGGUUGAGCAUAUUGAUCUACUUGAGGAUGAUUUCGAUAAAGAUCGUAUUGUGGAUGACAGUGUACCGUAUCCGUUAUCCAAUAAUCUUACGAUGUCAAACUCUGAUCUGGAACUUAUUGCUAGCGAGGAGGAAGAGGAUUUAUCCGACAACGAUCUUGAGCGUUUUGAUGAGGAAAGAGAGAAUAGGGCUUCUGACGCCAAUAUCAAGGACCUAGAUGAUGAUUUAAAGAUUAUAAAUGAGAGAAAGCUUGAAGAAGACUCACUUUCAUUCGCGCCCACGAUUAAAAAGGAGUGCUCGACGCUAAGUAAGAGUAAUGGCGAAGAUGACGAUCUCGAGGACGAUUUCUCGUUGGCUGAUAUUAUUGGGAAACGGUCUGAAACGCUACCAACCGAAUCCAGACAUCCAUGGUCAGCAGAAGUAGAGUAUAGGCUACGCGAAAUUUUCAAGCUUCCUGGCUUCAGGCCACAUCAGCUAGAAGCCAUCAAUGCGACACUUUCUGGUAAAGAUGUCUUCGUAUUGAUGCCGACUGGUGGUGGUAAGUCCCUUUGCUACCAAUUACCAGCUGUGGUUAAAUCUGGCAAAACUAAAGGCACAACCAUAGUGAUUUCACCGCUAAUCUCACUAAUGCAAGAUCAAGUUGAACACUUGUUGAGUAAUAAUAUCAAAGCUAGUAUGUUCAGUUCUAAAGGAACAGCCGAACAAAGACGACAAACUUUCAAUCUGUUCAUUCACGGGCUGUUAGAUCUGAUCUACAUAUCUCCCGAAAUGAUUAGUGCCUCCGAACAGUGUAAGAGAGGGAUAAACAAGUUAUACAAUGAUGGAAAGCUCGCGCGGAUAGUAGUGGAUGAAGCCCAUUGUGUCUCGAAUUGGGGUCACGAUUUUAGACCUGAUUAUAAGGAAUUGAAAUACUUUAAAAGAGAGUACCCCGAUGUUCCCAUGAUUGCUUUAACAGCGACGGCUAGCGAGCAGGUUAGAAUGGAUAUCAUUCAUAAUUUAGAACUCAAAGAGCCGGUCUUCUUGAAACAAAGUUUCAACAGAACUAACUUGUUUUAUGAGAUUUUGAAGAAGACCAAAAACUCCAUUUUCGAAAUAUGUGAUACAAUCAAAAUUCGUUUCAGAAACCAAACUGGAAUCAUAUACUGCCACUCCAAGAAUUCAUGCGAGCAAACCGCAGCCCAGAUGCAGCGUAGCGGUAUAAAAUGUGCAUUCUACCAUGCGGGAAUGGAGCCAGAUGACAGACUUACAAUCCAAAAAGCAUGGCAAGCAGAUGAAAUUCAGGUAAUUUGUGCUACAGUGGCAUUUGGGAUGGGUAUCGACAAGCCUGAUGUUAGGUUUGUGUACCAUUUCACAGUUCCACGUACAUUGGAAGGGUAUUAUCAGGAAACAGGUAGAGCCGGUAGAGACGGUAAAUUCUCCUACUGUAUGGCCUACUUCUCAUUCAGAGAUGUGAGAACAAUACAAACGAUGAUUCAGAAAGACAAGAACCUUGAUAGGGAAAAUAAAGAAAAGCAUCUCAACAAACUUCAACAAGUCAUGUCAUACUGUGACAACGAGACAGAUUGUAGAAGGAAAUUAGUCCUUUCUUACUUCAACGAAGACUUUGACUCUAAAUUAUGUGGCAAGAAUUGUGACAACUGUCGUAACAGCUCUCAUGUCAUGACCGAAGAAAGGGAUGUUACCGAGGAUUCCAAAAAGAUAGCCCGAUUGGUGGAAUAUUUACAAGAUUAUCGUGUGACUCUCAUUUACUGUCAGGAUGUUUUCAAAGGUUCAAGAAGCUCGAAGAUUGUUCAAGCAGGUCACGAUGGAUUGGAACUUCAUGGUGCUGGGAAGACAAUGCAAAAGUCAGAAAUUGAGAGAAUUUUUUUCCACUUAGUCACUACCAGAAUUUUGCAAGAGUACUCUAUAAUGAACAACAGUGGGUUCGCAGUCAACUACGUCAAACUUGGUCCUAACGCCAAAAAGCUGCUAAACGGCAAUUUAGACAUCAAGAUGCAGUUCACAAAAUCAGCACCAGGUUCAAGAUCGACGUCUGCCGGUACAACAGUCAGUUCUAAAGCGGUUACGAAGAGUGCGGCUAAACCCUUACCCACAAAGGCAGCUGCCAAAGAACAUAUCAAAUCAUUCGCGUAUGAAGAGCAUCAAACCAAGACGUCCGCAGGUCCAAUCGCACUGAACAAUAAUAUGUAUUCGCACUCAACACAGGAGCUUGGAGAGCUCACCUAUGCGUACGAAAAACUGAGAGAGACGUCUCUCAACAUCGGGAAUAGAAUGAAUCCCCCAGUUGCGAAUUUCGUAUCAGACUUGGUUCUAAAGAAGCUUGCCAAGAUCCUGCCGGUGACCGAAGAGGAAUUCAAUGGACUUCUUGACGUUACAGACAAGAAUCGGAACAGGUUCAAAUAUUUCAAAAGCACGAUCAUGGAGUUGAGGAAGCGCAAAAUAGGACUCCUUGUUGCAUCCAACGGCGAUACAAGUACUUCCACUAACCAUAGCAUAGUCUUAAGUGAGGAUAGUAGUGCGAUCUCUGACAGGGCUUCGGUAAGAUCAAGGUAUUUCGAUGCCGAUGCUGACGAAAGAAGAGCCACGCAGGAGAUCAUCAAUCAAAUUCGUAUGACUCAGACAACAUCAGGAUCAGUCUCUUCGAUAACCGCUUCUAGUUGUAGGAAAAAGGCAACUUCCGGACGUGGAUUCAGGAACUACAGGGGCAAUAGGAGGAAAAGGAAAUAA